This is a messenger RNA of Hypanus sabinus (Atlantic stingray), 4773 nucleotides long. RefSeq names its product scavenger receptor class F, member 2 (gene scarf2). Gene Ontology annotation, molecular function: scavenger receptor activity. The record is from RefSeq and is a predicted model, not a curated record. Bases 646 to 3540 code for a protein of 964 amino acids. The transcript has 11 exons. Lineage: Eukaryota; Metazoa; Chordata; Chondrichthyes; Myliobatiformes; Dasyatidae.
AUGAUCCUCCGCCUCUCUUCAAGUCCGGAGCAAGAAAUACGGUAACGAAUCAGGAAUUUAUCUUCCUAAGACACCCCCUCUCCACCCACCCUCCCCGCUGGAAUUGCCCUCCCGACUUUGCCGUAGCUGCCAAAAUUCCGCGGCCAGGACACAAGCGAGGGGAGGAAAAUAAGUGGGUAACUUUAUGCGGUUCUGGGAGUGCGUGGAAAUUAUUUACUCGCUGGAUAAAGGAUGGAAGGGCGACCUACAGCCAACCCUGGCGAGCUGACGGCACUGGGAUAAUUUAAACAAAACUCUCCCUCCUUCCAAAAGAAUAUCAGUCAUAACGAGUUUGGAGCUUUUUUUUCCACAAGGAUUUCAAGUAUGGAGAGGUGAAAGUAGAUCGAAUUUGCAGGAAAGGCACAAAUCUUCUGAUAUUCACUCACCGUGGAUUCUUUUUUUGGGAUUUAAAAAAAAUAUUUAUCUGGGAUUACAGUUUGAGGGAUGCUCGCAGACUGAAGCCGCUGGAUCGGGAAUCACUGCGCGUUCCUUGCGGGAUGACAGCGGACUGUGUGUCCACAAGCUCAACCGUCUGAGGAGGGCUGGUGGGUGGCUAACGGCUGACUGUCUCCCCCAGCCCUUUACCCUAGUCUGUCUGUGUGAGGGAUGCUGAGACGGGCUGUCCCAACAAUGGAUCCGGGCACUGGGUGCUGCCUCUGGGCUGCCCUGCUCUCUUUGGCGACUCUGAGUCGCAGCCAGGAGCUCAAUCCUAGCGGCAGGAAUGUGUGCAAGGCACAAGGUUCUUCUGCAAGUGUGUGUUGCCCUGGGUGGAAGCAACAGGGCCGGGAAUGUCCUAUAGCUCUGUGUCAGGGAAACUUCACCUGUCAGGCAAAUGAAAUCUGUGUCGGACCCAACCAGUGCCGCUGUAGGCAUGGAUAUUUUGGAGCGAACUGCGAGACCAAGUGUCCUGAACGGUUCUGGGGCCCAGACUGCAGGGAGAUGUGCCUGUGUCACCCAAAUGGGCGCUGCGCCGACUCAACAGGUAAAUGCACCUGCAACCCUAACCGCUGGGGGCCGACCUGCAACAAGCUCUGCCUGUGCCACAACGGGAAGUGCGACCAGGACACGGGGAAGUGCAGGUGUGAACCCCACCGGUGGGGCACCACCUGCUCUAACAUUUGCUACUGCAGCCCCAACUCCCAGUGCGACCCAAGGACGGGCAAGUGCAUCUGCCAGCCGGGCUGGUGGGGGCGCAGCUGCCGUAACCAGUGUGCCUGCAACAACUCGCCCUGUGACCAGAUGCAGGGCAGGUGCCAGUGCAAGGAUAAGUUCUGGGGGCCAAGGUGUGAACGCUGCCAGUGCAUUCAUGGGAAAUGCAACACUAUCAAUGGGUCAUGUGCCUGCUAUCCUGGAUACAGAGGGAAAUACUGCACAGAACCCUGUCCGGCCGGAUCUUUCGGGCACGGCUGCAGAAGGAGGUGCGGCCAGUGUAAGAAUCAUCAUCCCUGUACAAUCGCUGAUGGCCGGUGUCUGGCCUGUGAGCCUGGCUGGAAUGGAACCAGAUGUGAUAAAGUAUGCUCCGCGGGUUUCUAUGGAGAAGGGUGCGGAGAACAAUGUCCUCGCUGCAAGGACGGGCAUACUUGUAACCACAUCACUGGGAACUGUCUGCAGUGUAAUCCUGGAUGGAUUGGAGCUCAGUGUGACUUAAAAUGCCAAAACGGUACCUAUGGGGAAAACUGCGACUCAGUGUGCACAGAUUGCUUCAACGGGACCUGUCACUUUGAAACAGGAGAGUGCGUCUGCCACAAAGGUUUCCAUGGCCUUUCAUGUAACAUGACCUGUCCCUCAGGACUCUAUGGAGCCAAUUGUGUUCACCCCUGUCCAUGCAUUGAGGCCAACUGUGACCCAGUUUACGGCACGUGCAUUUUGGGUUCCAACGGGCGAGUCGGCGUGAUCGCAGCUGGUUCUCUGAUUUUGUUCCUGCUCCUCCUGCUCCUGUUCUUCUUAUGUUGUUACUGUCUCCUUCACAAGAAGAAUCGAGGAAAUGAUUCCAACCAAGUCAUCACCGUUCGAGGCAAGCAGGCACGGAGACGCUUGCGUGGCACCAUCAGCCAGAUCAGCACCAAGCUGCCCAGAAUCCCCAUUAAGCGGCAGAAAUUCCCAAAGGUUGUAGUGGCCCAUCAUGAUAUGGAAAACACCCUGAACUGUAGCUUCAUUGAGCCACCUUCAAUGAUGGAUCAGCCUUCACCCUCCUGGUCUUCCCAUGGCUCUUUCUCAUCUUUUGAUACAGCGGAUGAUGGCCCUGUGUAUUGUGUGCCUCAUGAGGAGAGUAUCAUGGAGAGCAGUGUCCGUGACAAGGCAAACCUGGCGGAAAAACUGGCCCCUGCUGUUAGUGAAGAGGAUGCUGGGGAGUACACAUGCUUGAAAGGCGACCCCAACGACAUGCUGCUUCUUAAAUUGUCAGACAGCGAAGCCUCCAGCAACGGCUCCGGCUCGACCAGUGGGGCAGUGUACGCCAAAGUCGCUCGACUGUCCAAACAGUCAAAAGACAGCAACAACAGUAUCAACACCAACAGCAGCAGAGCCACCAAUAUCAGUGGCAAACAGCCCUCCCCUGAGAGGACCAAGCCUCCCCCUCCUGACCCGUCAACAAAGCCCAAGUUAUCCUGGAUUCAUGGCAAAUUUAACUCCAGCCAACCUAACACAGCGUCAACUGCAAGAUCUCCGUCUCUGGAUAAGGCGUCCGCUCAGACGGAGGGCCACCAUAUCGCCUCAGAUGGCAGGAGAAGGAAUGUGAGCGAAUCCUCUGUUGGACAUUAUGGCAGACAAGAUGAGAAGAGAGCUUCCGGCGAGGUCAAGCUGAGGCGCAAGGACAAGGGCCACAGCCGGGUGAGGGAACACACCCCUAACGAACCGAGUCAGGGCAGCAUAGUGCAGAAGAGCAAAACAAGCCCGGAGCAGAUGCGGAAUCUUAAUGGCACCAUCCAGAGUGCAUCAAAAAGGAGUGGACCUUCACCCCAUGACAAGAAGCCAGUGGAGGGGAGAGAGUCGCAAAGAAAUCCCCCACAGGCAAAGGGUAGGCCUGAGGUAAUUCACCCUCAUCUAUCCCCAGAGACGGCUACCAUGCUGGCUGCCCAGCUCAAAGAGAAAACCCAGAGCCUAAAUAAGUCAGAGGUGAACAUGAGGCAGAACGGGCUGAUUCCCACCCACCAGCAGCGGGAGAAGCCCACGCCCCCGCAAAAAGCCAAGCGUUCCUUUGGCGCCAACAGCCAGCGAGCGGUCAUUCCGACGACAAGCAACCUUCAAAAGAUGAUCAGCCCUUCUCCGGAGCAGCAGGAGGCUGCGGGAGGCAGUGUCGGCGGUUCGACCCCGGAGAACUGCAGCUAUCAGGAGCAAGAUGGAAUGAACUGUUCUCAGGCCAGACAGGAAACGGGUGAGCAGACACCCAAAAGGACACCAAUUAAAAAGCCUCCAAGGAAACGCAGCAAAGAGGCAACUUUGGAAUCGCAUCCAAAAACACCCAUCAUGUCCCCUCAGGUGAUGGCUGUAAAGGAGUCAUAACCAGAAGCCACAUACUCCCACUGGCUGAUGUCCAGCUCACAGUGCAGCAGGGCAGAAGGGUGGUUAUAAGCCUCAUGAAAACCCAAGGAGCUGUGUAGUUGUACUGCACUGCAGUGGCCCAACCAGAAGCAUCAGAUAAAUUACUAACUUUUAAUAUGCUGUAUGUAUCUGAGUGUCUUUCCCCUCACUUACCCUCCCCUGAAGGUCAGAUGUGGACUAACAAUGCCAAAUGAAUUAAGUAUUGUAUUGACUCUGAUAGAUGACCAAAGAAUCUUUCCCAUGACCUUAUCUGUGACUGAUGAGCAGUAAUGAUAGAGAGAACCAUUGAUUAUUGCAGAUUGUUUAUAGAGUUAGGCUUCGUUCUCUGGACAGAAGAAUCCAACCUUUUGUGACAUGUAUUUCCAUAAAUUUUACAACAGCAAAGCUUUCUCCGAGAAAGGAACACAUCAAUUCCUCAUCACUUUUUGUGAUCUUAUUCAGUAUCAGAUUGCAGGCUUUUGUAUUUAACUCUUUUACAGUUCUCAGUGACUGAAACAAAAUGGAUGAUUAAGAGGCUCAAGGCCGGGAGAUGAAGGUGACAUGCCUUGCUUAAGAGCUGGUAACUUGCUUGGUGCUGCACUUGCUUCAGUGAUUUCCACUUGGGCACCUUGCUGCUGAGACGUGGCAGGGAACAGGAGGUGGAGAAGGGAGAUUGACAAGAACCUGAAGUUGACAGGGAAGGGGUCAUUGUUGGCAGGAGAUGAUGCCUGAAGCAGUUUGGAGUGCGCAGAAAAUUAUCCUGGAGAAAAGAGAGCCCAGGGAGAAGAGUUGGCGGUCACAGAAUGGUUUGGUUCAUUAUAUAAGUGUCAUUGCUGAUCACUGGCUUGCAGAGGUGGGAGUUUGCAGUGAGAUUCUCAACAGUCACACUGUAUUUGUAUUAGCUUUCAGGAGCAUCUUGCAAACAUAGGUUUAGCCUCUCAAAUGCUUUUGAUGUAUUUUACAGUUUUGCAUAUUAUGUGCGUGAGACAUUCGGUAACACUUGGCCAUGCUGUCAUCUGUGAGAGAUGGAGAGGGGAAGAGCCUGAACUGGCUGGGAUUACUGUGCUGCUGUCAGCGCACUGGGACUCCCUACUCUUGGCGCACUAUGUCCCAGCUUCUUUCUGCAUACAAUCAUUUUUAUGUGUAAGAUAUUUUUUUUUUUCAAGUUUGAUUAAAAAUGCCAAGCAAAAAGAAUAAACAAGUUUUCUUUCCUCA